This is a messenger RNA of Juglans regia (Persian walnut), 1862 nucleotides long. RefSeq names its product protein SHORT-ROOT-like. The record is from RefSeq and is a predicted model, not a curated record. Gene Ontology annotation, cellular component: nucleus. The transcript has a single exon. Gene Ontology annotation, molecular function: sequence-specific DNA binding; DNA-binding transcription factor activity. Lineage: Eukaryota; Viridiplantae; Streptophyta; Magnoliopsida; Fagales; Juglandaceae. Gene Ontology annotation, biological process: regulation of DNA-templated transcription. The coding region runs from base 149 to 1468 and encodes 439 amino acids.
CUGGAAUAUUGAAUAUGACCUCAAAUUUAUAAUAUAAUACAUAUGGCUUUCUACAUCACAGAGUUGUACUUGGCCAUUUCUUAACUUAAAUGAAAUUAAGCUUAGCAAUUGUACUGCCAUAGAGUCAAAGGGACUUCCCAUCAAACUCAUGGACAUAACCCUUUUCACUACUCCAAAAGAAGCACCGCUCUUCAGCUACUCCAACCAGAAGAUCAGCAAUGUUCUGCAGGCAGCAAUAGACAUGCAAAGCAACAAUCAGCCCCAGAAUAGCCACACAUCAACAAGCCGAUCAUCGGACUCCGGCGAGCUGCCUAGUGCAUCAGGUAAAUGGGCCUCAAGGCUCCUAAAGGAGUGUGCAAGAGCGAUAUCCGACAAGGAAUCUGGCAAAAUCCACCAUCUUCUAUGGAUGUUGAACGAGCUUGCUUCACCUUAUGGAGAUUGUGAUCAGAAAUUAGCAUCUUAUUUCCUGCAAGCUCUAUUUUGUAAGGCGAUGGGGUCCGGUCAACGAUGCUUCAAAACCUUGAAUGCAGUGGCUGAAAAGAGCCACUCCUUCGAUUCAGCUCGGAAAUUGAUACUAAAGUUCCAGGAGGUAAGCCCAUGGAUGACUUUUGGUCAUGUAGCUUCAAACGGUGCUAUUUUGGAGGCAUUAGAGGGGGAUACCAAGCUUCACAUAAUUGAUAUAAGCAACACCCUUUGCACCCAAUGGCCUACUUUGCUAGAAGCUUUGGCAACAAGAAAUGAUGAAACCCCGCAUCUAAAGCUCACUGUUGUUGUAACGGCUAGCACAGUGAGGUCAGUCAUGAAGGAAAUAGGCCAAAGAAUGGAGAAGUUUGCAAGAUUAAUGGGAGUACCCUUUGAGUUUAAUGUAAUAAGUGGAUUGAACAAUUUGGGAGAGCUCACAAAAGAGGGACUAGGUGUUCAAGAGGAUGAGGCUAUUGCUGUGAAUUGCAUAGGGGCCCUAAGAAGAGUGGAGGUGGAGGAGAGGGGAGCUGUGAUUCGGAUGUUCCAAUCACUUAAGCCUCGAGUUGUAACCAUUGUUGAGGAAGAAGCUGACCUUUCAAGCUCAAGGGAUGACUUUGUGAAGUGCUUUGAAGAGUGCCUUAGGUUCUAUACAUUGUACUUUGAGAUGCUAGAGGAGAGCUUUGUCCCAACUAGUAAUGACAGAUUGAUGUUGGAGAGGGAGUGCUCAAGGAGCAUAGUUAGGGUUUUGGCUUGUGAUGAUGAAAGUAGCACUGAAGGAGAGUGUGAGAAAAGGGACAGAGGAAGCCAAUGGUCUGAGAGACUCAAGGAGGCAUUUUCACCAGUUGGGUUUAGUGAUGAUUGUGUCGAUGAUGUUAAGGCAUUGCUGAAGAGGUACAGAGCUGGAUGGGCACUUGUGCUACGGGCACAAGGAGAUCAUCAUGAAUCUGGAAUCUACUUGACAUGGAAGGAGGAACCUGUGGUUUGGGCAUCAGCAUGGAAACCCUGAUUGAUAUUAUAAAUAUCGGUGAUCAGAGAGCUAGGGCCGCCAUUGCUAGCUAGCUAUAGCUAGCUAGCAACUAGCUCUAGAGUCCAGUCAAAGUACUUUAGCUCAUGGCAUCGAUCCAUAUCAUGGAGUUUGAAGCCAUCGAUCGAUGAUCAUGAACAUAUAAUUAUUGUAAGGGGAUUCUGGUCUGGCAGCCUUUCUCUUUUUCCUGGCUACCUUAUAUCUUGAUCGAUGAUCUCAUUCAUGCAUAUUUGUAUUUUUACAUUAUGUCCAAGUUUUCUUCUGCUUUAUGCUUUGGAGUUUGUGUUGCUUCUUUUUCUCUUUAUUUCAUUGCUCUUGUUUGAAGGUGUUUGCACUUGUGCCUCGCUUUUAUAAAUUCCAUGGCAUCGUAUUGCGC